GGUUCUUUUGGGUUUCAGUUUAGCACAAAGUCAUCACUUGAAAGAUUAUUAUUUUCUUACUUGCUUCUGUUCUCCGGCAAUAAGAAGCGUGGAAGAGUUUAGAUUCAUUUCCGGUUAGUGAUUCCAGAGGUUGGUUGGACAGUAAUACAUACAAACCGAUAAGGUGAGAUCCGCCGCAGCCGCCAGAGUUGUAACUUGUAAGACUGAAUCUCAAACCCUUUCUCCUUUUCCGUUUCUUAGUCGGGGAUUUCUCUUCUCCCUCUCUAUCUCUUUCCGCGUUUUCCUUAUUUUGUUUCGGAAUCGGAAAAGAGCGAAUUCAAUAAAUAGUAAAGAGGUGCCUGCUCUCGAUAUAGACAUAUCAGUUUGAAAGAGAGCACCAAUGGCUGAUGGAGUGAAAGAUUGGUCAGAAUUGGGGGAGGAUCUACUGUGUAUGAUCGGACAGCGGUUGAUGACAAUAGAGGAUGUCAUUCGAUCUCGAGCUGUUUGUAAUCCAUGGAGUCGAGCCCAGCUGGCCGAGCAGCAGCGCAGGAUCCCCCCAUUCACGCAAUGGCUGAUGCUACCGUAUUGCACUAGCAACAAUAUGAACAUGGCCAUGGCCAUGUGCAGUACUGUCAUCGACUCCCCAGCUGCUGCAAUUCCGAUGCUUGGGUGUAAAGGUUCCAAGAACUGCCGCUGCUUUUACGACGUGGCGCUGCAUCGAUUUCACCACAUUGAGUUCCCUCCAGGCUUACAGGACAAAAGUUACCGCGGGUCCACAAUGGGCUGGCUGUGCAUUGUAGAUAAAACGCCUGGUAUCUCCUUGUUGAACCCUCUUACCAAGACUGAGAUUCCUCUGCCACCCGCCACGUCUUUCCCUGGUGUGUUGGCCUACCGCCCUGAAAAUGCAGAGCUUGAAUACCAUGUUCAAUCAGCUGAUGGCUACAUAGAAUUAAUUAGCAAGAACUUCUUUGAGAAGAAGUACCUGAAGAGAGUUGUAAUGUCAGUGGAGCCCACCUCGGAGGAAUGCAUUGUGAUGGCCAUCCGUUGGGACGGCUAUGAUGAUCGCCUAACAUUCUGCAAGCCUACUGAAAUUGAAGCAGGAUGGAAGUUGGUUCCUCAUGAAGAGGAGAAUGGUAUACCCCCAGGUAAGAUUGGUUUUGUUGAUGUGGUCUUUUGGAGGGAUCGAUUUUACGCCCUUGAUUGGGGAGGAAGGAUCCUGGUGUGUGAUUUUUCUGCUAACCCACAUCACCCAAUCCUGUCAUUCCUUCUUGAUUUUCCUCCCAAUGUUUACUGUUACGGCAAGGCCGACAAUCAGUACUUGGUUGUAUGUCCAGCUACUGUUACUGGAGAUGAUGAUGAUCAGUUGAUGAUGGUAUCUAGAUUUACGGAAAUGAUGGACAUUGACCAUCAAUUAGACAACGGAGAAGCGGCCACCAAAACUUACUGCACCGACAAGUUCAAAGUUUUCAAGAUGAAGAAAGAUGCUAGUGGAUGGGAUGAGCCAUCGACAGCGGAAGCAUGGAGGUCAUGACAUGGGUGUUUACCACCUUGCCACUCACAAAAUCAAGCCUCUCUAUUCUACCACCUCUUUACAUAAUAACCCUUCGAUGAUUUCUCCAUUACCUCUAUGGUUUUCUCCGUCUACUGUUUUUCGCCAAUAAGGAGAAAUCAACUAUCGCCCAGUUUACUCUUAUAUCCAUUCUUCUAUAGGAAGUUCUAUUGGUUAUCUAGUAUUAGUAAACUUUGUAAUCUAUCGUUAUCAUGCUACCUGCAGCUUUGUAAUCUCUUUUUAUU
This is a messenger RNA of Linum tenue, 1773 nucleotides long. NCBI's taxonomy places the organism in Eukaryota, Viridiplantae, Streptophyta, Magnoliopsida, Malpighiales, Linaceae. The record is from the annotation of a GenBank genome assembly.